Molecule: messenger RNA, 1513 nt
Organism: Toxorhynchites rutilus septentrionalis
Lineage: Eukaryota; Metazoa; Arthropoda; Insecta; Diptera; Culicidae
Product: peptide methionine sulfoxide reductase-like
Exons: 4
Coding region: 148-855 (235 amino acids)
Molecular function (GO): peptide-methionine (S)-S-oxide reductase activity
Source: RefSeq, a predicted model, not a curated record
AUGAGCUUACCGAGCCGGUACACAUUCAUUCCACUUUGGACAGCGGAAAACAAGAGAUUUGAAUUCAUAGCCAAACUUACCCGAUAUUAUUUUUGUUCGUAUCAAAAAUUAAUUUAGUAAAGAUUAUUGAAUCAGUCAUCUUGGAAAAUGGUUGCAACUCAAAAUAUCAAUGCGACGGAGAAGGUAGAGACAAUCGAGCCACAUCCUUUACAUCAUCUAAGCAUCCCAUUUGAGAAAGCAACGUUUGGGAUGGGAUGCUUUUGGGGAUGUGACUCGUUGUUCGGUGCCACCAAGGGUGUGCUAAGAACCCGUGUUGGAUACGCUGGCGGCACAACUGAAUCGCCAGUUUACAAGAAUAUGGGUGAUCACACGGAGGUCAUUGAAAUCCAUUACGAUCCCACCAAAAUCAGUUUCACUGAUCUGCUGGAUCUGUUCUGGAACAAUCAUGAAUACGGACUGACGACCCGUAUAAAGCGCCAGUACAUGUCGCUUAUCCUGUAUCACAAUGAUAAGCAACGAAGAAUUUCCGAAGCGAGCCGUGCUGAGGAACAAGUUAAGAGGGCUCCGGAACAAAUCACCACCGAAAUAGCACCUGCCGGCAUAUUUUAUCCCGCUGAAGACUACCAUCAAAAAUAUCGCCUCCAGAAACAUCACAAACUGACGAAAGGGAUUGGACUGACACCGGAACUGCUCCAGAGUUCUCAUGUCGCCGCGAGGCUGAACGGUUAUUUGAUUGGUGUUGGAGGACUAGACCAGUUUGAUGAGGAUGCCGACCGACUAGGACUUAGCUUGGAACUCGUUCACUAUGUACGGGAUUAUGUGCGUGAUAAUGCUGGUGGUGGUAUUUUCUGUUGAAUUCGUUGAAUAUUUAGAUUACUUUACUAGCUCUAGGGUAAUGUUUUCAUAAAAUAUUAUCAAACAUUCCAACUGAACAUUGUAAGAUAGAAUUAUUCGUAGUGGUUUGCUCUAUUAGGCUAUAAGUAUUAAUUGUUGAAUAGUUGAAGUAAGAGAAAGGAUGAAAUACAUAUUGAUAUUAGAGACGAAUGAACUCUCAGAGUUUAAAGUCUCUCUAAUUCAAUACCUUCCUUCCUUCCAUAUUGAUAUUUUGUGCAAAUGUUACGAGUUUUUCAUAUUUAUCUCUGAUCUGGUACACGAAGAAUAGUUUGAACGUGAAUUUAAAAUUAUUCGUUCAAUUUGUGAUUCAAGCGGUGACGAUAAAUAUGUGGAUUCAAUCUUAGUUAAAUGCGGGAUUUUCUAAGGUGAAAAAUUGCUGGUCAUGUCCAUGUUGAAAUCUGAACCGUAUGAAAAAUUAUACGCAUUCCACAUUCUCAUAAUAGAAAUUGAUUCACAGGAAAAAAUGCGAAGUGUAUAGUGUAUUUAAUGGAAUUUUUAUUUUUUCGACAGUGAAUCACGUACACUAUUAUUAUUACUAUACAAUGAUUGUUAAAUUUAAUAAAACAUUUCUGAAUGUUGGGUACAUCAAUAAAUACUUCGCCAUUCGGCAUACACCAUA